AUGAGUACGAAGAUGUGGGAAGUCGACCCGGAGACGAGGAGCAAGUUGUUGGAGAUCCAGAAGACCAACGAGAACAACAAAUGCGUCGAUUGCGCCGCUCCCUCUCCCCAAUGGAUAAGUCCGAAAUUCGGCAUCUUCUUCUGCCUCGCCUGUUCCGGCAUCCACCGCAGCCUCGGCGUGCACAUCUCCUUCGUCCGCUCCGCCACCAUGGACGCCCUCAAGACCGGCGAAGUCCGGCGCAUGGAGCUCGGCGGGAACAAGCCGUGGAAGAGCUUCUUCAACGCCCACGCCUCCAACAAACUCACCGGCCGCGACUUCGAGUCUUGCACGAUUGCGGAACGUUACGACAGUGAAGCGGGCGAGGAGUGGAAGGAACGGCUCACGGCCAAGGUGGAGGGGACGGAGUAUGUCCCGGGUGCUUCGAAGCCAGCACGGACGGUACCAAAGCCAGCGACGGUAGAGGAUAGCAAUACCCCCACCGGUUCCGGCAGGAACACGCCCUUAUCCCGCCCAACCCAACGCCCCGUGAGCCCCUCCCAAAAAUCCCGCAAUGAAGCCUACUUCGCCCGCAUGGGCGCCGACAACGCCAACCGCCCGGACAACCUCGCCCCGAACCAAGGAGGGAAGUACUCCGGCUUCGGCUCCGCACCACCACCCCCCACCACCUCCAACUCCUCCUCCUCCUCCAACGUACCGGCGCUGGACGACUUCCAAAAAGACCCCGUCGCCGCGCUGACAAAGGGUUUCGGCUGGCUCUCCAGCACCGUCUCCAAACAAGCCGCCAGCGUGAAUAAAGCGUACAUUCAGCCCGGGGUCAAGAGUCUGCAGGAGGGGGAGUUGGCGGCGCAGGCGCAGAGGUUGGGCCAGCAGGGGUGGAGUAGUGUGCAGCAGGGGACCAAGGGAUUGGGGGAGCAGCUGAAUCGGUUUGUGGACCCCGAGGCGGCGGGGGCGGGGGGGAAGGGUGGUGCGGCGUCUGGUGUGGGUGUGGGUGCUGGGAGAGGAGGAGGGAGGGUACAGCCAGAGCAGAGGGAUUUUUGGGAUAGUUUUGGGCAGGCGCCUGCGGGGCCGCCAAAGGAGAAGAAGGAGUUUUGGGAUGAUUUUGCCGGGGCGGCGGAGACGGCGCAGCAGAGUAAGACUUCCGCUUCGAAGCCGUCGGCGAUUGGGACGAGUGCUAUGAAGACUGGUAGUCCCGGCGGUGGAGGAGGCGGGAGCGGUGGUGGUGCCAGUGGGAAGAAGGAAGACGGCGAUGCCGGGUGGAAGGAUUGGUGA
Baudoinia panamericana UAMH 10762 is the source of this 1269-nucleotide messenger RNA. RefSeq lists its product as uncharacterized. Gene Ontology annotation, biological process: regulation of ARF protein signal transduction; regulation of endocytosis. Gene Ontology annotation, cellular component: Golgi membrane. Bases 1 to 1269 code for a protein of 422 amino acids. Gene Ontology annotation, molecular function: GTPase activator activity. The transcript has 2 exons. The record is from RefSeq and is a predicted model, not a curated record. Lineage: Eukaryota; Fungi; Ascomycota; Dothideomycetes; Mycosphaerellales; Teratosphaeriaceae.